GCUGCCGCCUGCGACCCAGCGGCGGGUCCUGCUGUGCGAGCGGCUCCUUCCUUCGGCAGCCCGCGUCUUCCGUCCCGCCCACGGGCACUGUACUGUGCGAGAAAGUCCGCGGCUCGCCCUCCUCCGUCGCGACUGCCUCUUCCCCAGCCCCCGCCCCGGCUCACCCCCGUCCGCGGGGCGCGGAGGCCAUGUUCCCCCCGGACUCCACCUGGAAUAUCUCCUUCGCCGGGUGCGGCUUCCUGGGGGUCUACCACAUCGGGGUAGCGAGCUGCCUGCAGGAACAUGCCCCCUUCCUCGUCGCCAACGCCAGGAAGGUGUACGGGGCCUCCGCCGGGGCGCUCACCGCCACCGCCCUGGUCAGCGGGGCCUGUCUCGGUGAGGCUGGUGCCAGCAUUAUUCGAGUGUCAAAAGAAGCGCGGAAGAGGUUCUUGGGCCCACUCCACCCAUCUUUCAACUUGGUGAAAAUCAUUCGGAUCUGCCUGUCCAAGACUGUGCCAGAGAAUGGGCAUGAGGUUGCAGCGGGACGUUUGGGUAUUUCCCUGACACGGGUCUCUGAUGGUGAAAACGUGAUACUCUCAGACUUCAAUUCCAAGGAGGAGCUGAUCCAGGCCUGCGUCUGCAGCACCUUUAUCCCUGUCUACUGUGGGCUGAUACCUCCAACCUUGCGUGGAGUGAGAUACGUUGAUGGAGGGAUUUCUGACAACUUGCCACGAUACGAACUGAAGAACACGAUCACAGUGUCUCCAUUUUCAGGAGAGAGUGAUAUCUGUCCACGGGACAGUUCCACGAACAUGCAUGAGCUGAGAGUCACCAAUACAAGCAUCCAGUUCAACCUUCGCAACCUUUACCGUCUCUCAAAGGCCCUAUUUCCUCCAGAGCCCCAGGUGCUGCGGGAUAUGUGCAAGCAGGGCUAUCGGGAUGCACUGCACUUCCUGAAGAAGAAUGGUCUCCUUCAUCGUCCAAGUCCUGCCCGUCCUCUCCUUGCCAUAGAAGCCCCCCCAGAAGAGAAAAACAAGGAAGAAAAAGAAGCUGAGGACCAGCUAGAGGACAAUACUGCUCUUGCUGUUGUUGAAGAGCAUAUCUUUGAACACUUGCCUCCCAGACUGAACCAAGCUCUUCUGGAGGCUUGUGCUGAAAGAAGAAGUUUUUUGACUGGUAUCACCAACAUGCUGCCUAUACGUGUGGCCACAGCAAUGAUGGUCCCCUAUAUGUUGCCUCUGGAGUCCGCAGUUUCCUUCACUGUCAGGUUGUUGGAAUGGCUUCCAGAUAUCCCUGAGGAUAUUAGGUGGAUGAGGGAGCAGAUGACUGAAAUCUGCAACUAUCUGGUGAAGAAAGUGAAGAAGAAACUGGGCAGCCAUCUUUCAGCCAGGCUUUACUAUCACCUUGAGCUUGGAGGGCCCCAGAGCCUGCCGAUUUCUUCCGCACCAGCUUGUGGUGAAGCACUGCCUAUGUGGAUGAGAAACAACCGUUCCCUGUCUGAUGUCAUGAUGAAGUGGGAGGAGUACCAACGCCAGCUCAUGCUGGGCCUACUGUGCAUCAACGUGGACAUGCAGGCCUCCCUCUUCCCUCGGGAAGGGUUUCAGAUAAAGCUUCCACCUCUAGACUGUGCAAAAGAGUGCCUGCCACUCUUCUGAGCCUGCUGCCUUGACAGGAGAGUGGGUGGGAAGGGAAGCAGACAUAGGGUGGGACCAGUCUCAUCCCUGAGCAGCAGGCUGCCCUGCGCUCAGGAAUAUGCUGCAAAGGGGAUUUUCCCAGGAUGGAGACUGGUGGAAUUGACUAUAGCCAUUUGUUGCCCCCUGGGCCAGGCUAGGGAUCUCUCUGUUCAAAGGCACACACAGGCUGAUAACCUGCUCUAGACUUCUGUUCAGGCGUGGCCAUUGCCUAUGGCCAGGCUGAUGCUAACCUAGCUGGGCUAUCCCACAUAAUGCACUUUGUAUUGCCAUUGGCUUUUUGCCUGCCAGAUAAUCAGAAUGUAGAUGAUGCUCUCAAGUUGAUACAGCUUUUAGCUUCCUUUGUUUUUUAGAGCAUAAGUCUUGUUUUUUUCUGACAUCCCUUAGCUCUUUGUGCUACUGAAAGAUGAAGUAGCCUUUUGUCAAACCAUUUUACUCAUGUCUUCCAAAUCCCCUCUUGACUUUUUUCUUUGCUGAAGCCAUGUUCUUUCUUCUAUUCCUUAACUGCAUCUCCACUGGAAGCCAGAGCUGGCCCUGGUACACACUGCUCUGGGACUGCAGAAAUGUAGAAAAGUUACCUAUUUACUCUGAUUGAUGUUGGCAUGAUCUCUCGCUUUUUAAUUUUUGUCCUUAUGGAACUUCUGCAGAUUGUACUCUUGAGUGUUAAGUGAGUAAUUGAGCUUAUUUUAAAGAAGUAAUGUAAACAGUUUUUCCCAGGAAAACACUGAAUCUGAGGCCUCAAUACUGUCACUGUGAAUGGAGUUAGUGUGGGGUUGUCCUGAAAAGCUCAGCUUGACUGUCUUGGCAUCAGCUUAGUAGCUGAACUGAUGUGAAGUGCUUGUAGGAAGGGGAGACUGUGCAGGGCAUGGUAUUUUUGAGGCUUGUGGUAGGGUGUCACAGUAAGUGCUGGGGAAGUGGCUAUCUCUGGCAAGGGGUCAGGUUUUGCCCCUUGAGGGACCAUACAACUGAAGGAAAUACCAAGUAGGUGAUACAGAAGGGAUCUCUGCCAAAAUGGGGCUUGGCUGUUUUUUUUUGCUUGGAAGAGUUUGGACAUUGAGGCUUUGGAGUGAGAAGGAUGUAGGCUGGUAGCUAUACAAGCCUCAUAGCUUGCCUGUCUCACAUUGUGGCUCACAGGUACAACUCUGCAGCUGGCAAUAGUACGAGGAUGAGACAUGGGAAGUGAAGUUAGGAGUGUUGGGGCACAUGGAGCCUGCUAGGAACUUGCUGUAUUUGUCUUGUCUUCUUCACAGGGUGAGACAUAGCUUCCUGUGGGGACUGCAUGUACUUAGCUUAAGUCCUCAGACGGACACAGAACCUGGUAUCUUUUUCUGCAGCAUGCCUAGCUGCACAAGGUGUCUUCUGCCUCUCCUAGCACAAACAGUGUGCAGCUGGCCAAAACAAACAUAGGCCAUCUUUGCUGGAGAAGCCGGACAGGGUAUCUGAAGCCAGUUACAUACCCUGUAGUUGGAAUAGUAAUUUAUAAUAGACUCUUUUUUGCAUUUCUGAUUUAGAAAGGGAAAAUAACCCCAGAAGUUAUACUGAUAACUGGAGAAAACAGUGAAUCUUGUCGACCAUAUACGCACGAGCAAUGUGGGUGAGGUGGUGGGUGCUGCUUCCAACCAGCACAAUUGUGCACUGGGUGUGGGCUUGAGUGUUUAUUGUAGGGACUGUAAUAACCAUCAGGACUUUUCUGCAGUGGCCAAUAGAGCUGUGAGGCAAUAGACUGGGCAGCUGUGGUGCUAACUGACUGUUCAGGAGACACCAGUGCAAAUAUGAAUUUAUAACUUAGGAGUAUCACCCUGCUGCCCUUCCUGGGUGUAACCUAGCUAUGUAACAUAAGGGCCUGUAUAGCUUAUGAAGAAGGCCUGCACUAUGCAGUCAGAUUUAGUCUUAAGGUUCACAUACUUAUUGGAAUUAGGGAACAGGGAAGUCACUAUGGGAAGAGAAAAAAAUGGAGGAUUCCGAAACCAGAAUAUUGGGUUAUAAAACAAGUCAAUCUUGUGGUUGUCUAAAGCCUACAGUAGAAGCUUACUGCUGGUUGGGUAUAGCUGUACUCAAAGUGAACCAGCAACAAGCUACUGUCAGUUAGUAGAAGCAGAAUGAAUUUGAUGAAAAUUGGAAUUGAGAAAAGGUGUUUAUUUUGUGGUUUGCUGUGGGAUUUCUUCCACUGCUUUAGACUACAUUCUUUGGGGGAAUGGCACAGCUGCUUAGUUUGCCAAAUGCCUAUAUCUUAUCUCUAAUGCACACAGAGCAAUUGGGAAGAACAUACAGCUGUUUAGUGGCAGGAAAUGAGGGCAUUUCAUCCAGAAGCAAAACAUCUAUGAGAGGCAAAACUGAGUGAGGAAAAUCUUGUGCUUAGAAGCUGCUGCCCUUUUGACUCUGCCUUGUUUGUGUUAAUACACAGCUGGAGAAAAUAAUGCAAUUAUUAUUUUUUUUAUUCCUUGUUCCUGGGCUGGUAAAACCACUGAGUGAUUAUGUUAACCACUAAACUAUGAAACAAAAUUCUCUUAGUAACAGAGUGCACUAAGAAAUUGCAGCUUGGUACUCUUAUCCCCUGGAUCUUCUCUGUUCUUCUCUUGCUUCAGAACCGACAUGGCUGGUACUGCUCUUUUCCAGUGCUCUGAUUCAGAAGGCUUGCUGCUUCUGGUCCAGUCAUUUCAACAGACUAACCCCUGUGUCUGGUAAAAGGCUCAAGUUUCAUCUGUGUUUCACCUAGUCUGUUUAUUAUAUUAACCUCUCAGGAAGACUUUUGUACACUUUAAACUGCAACCACAAACCAAAGCCCGGCUUUAAAUAUAGAGGUCUAACUCUUUGGGAAGGAAAUUCCUGUUUUCCUUAUGCUAAUUUGAGGAUGUGAAUGGAUACUGGAAAAGCACCACUCUAUAUGAACACUUUCUUUGCCUCUUUUUAUUUCCCAAGUGACACAAUGGCUAUUGUGUGAUAGCUUGUAAGCUUUUUAGAUUUAAUCUCUGAUAAAGGAACUGCAGAUCUAUCAAAAAUAUCCCAAACUAUCCUCUUCUUCCUUCAGAGAAAUUUCAUGCACAUACUUGAAAUUCUAGCAGCUCAUUCAUCACAAAUUGCAAAGAAUGAAGAAAGUAGAAAAGAUCUUCUAGCCCCCUGAUGCAAAAAAAAAAAAAAAAGGGCUGCUUUUAAAGAAUAGCUUUUUGUCAUGCAGUGCUGUCUUGUCUAGAUCAGACUCAACCGCUUUGAGGCUCUGGGUUGGAGCUGGAGGAGUUUACUGUGAUACCACUAACUGGAAUUCAUCAAGCCUUUGUCCUCUGUGUACCUUAUGGCAUGUGUUAUCUUCUGUACCACUCGGUCCCUUCUUCAGCAAAAUGUGUGGGUGGGCAGCCCAGCAGGUAGUUACCAGUGUCUGUCUGCUCUCUAUUAUAUGACCAUUGAGAGGUCAGGUUCCUAGAUCAAAAGUUGUUCCAGUUCAUGUCCAGUUGUGCUUACAGCAUUCAGUUGAACUCUGUAAGUCCUAACCCUUGCUGUUUCCACUCUUUCAUGUAAAGGGUCUGUGCAUUCAGGAAUCUACUCUUUUUCUCCUUCCUGUGACAGAGAUACUACUUUCUGCUUUUACAAGGCUAAGGUGAACUUCCUGUGCAUCUGACCAGCCCCUAAGCUGUGCAAUGCUGUAGAGCUGUUUUAUGUUGUAUACAACAGCCUGUAUCUGUGGCAUGCUCUGUAAGUCAUGAUUUGCGUGUGGUAUGUUUGGUUUGGUUUGCUGUCUGUCCUACUGUUAAUACUGUUGCAAGCUGAUUGUCAUGGGGUAGGAGAAAAUGCUUCACUUCUGACCACUGCCUUUAGGACCUAGGAAUUGUUUUCUUAUGAUGACUUGGAAGACUGUAUCUGCAACACUUAAAGAACAAAAAAGAAUCAGCUGUCUGCCAGCACUAGGGUAUCCCUUACUGUAUAUUCCCCACUGUUUUUGUAAUUUUAAAAAAGUUGUUCACUCCUUCCUCUGAGAGAAGACCUCCCACUUUCACCAAAGUAGUCGUAGGAGAAAUAGGUGAAGCUCUGCGUGUUUCUCUUAAGGGUCUAUUUCUGCUAAACACAUGAUAGAUGUGGGGGUGGCAGGGCUGAGCACUGCUAGAGUUGGGGCCUUGCUAACAGUUUUUCAAGCUUUCUUUCCUUCUUCCCUUUAAAUCAGUGAGAGAAUGGACUACCUUGCCUGUGUGCCACAUCAGCCAGUUUGUGCCAAACACACUCUGUGCCUUUAGAGUGGGCUCUGGCCUGCCUGCCCUCUUGUGUCCCUGCAGUAUCUGCCUUUCUGCAUUCACUAGUAGUCUUUCCUGUCUCCUCUUCCUCCUUUCCCUUGCCUACUGGGGGACAUUUCUCAGUUUCCAAUCUGUAGGCAGUUCCACUGGAACAGUUUCUAACUGCUUCCAUCUCAUUCUGUGGAUCUACACCAGCCUUCCUGCACAGGGAGGAGACCCCUCUAGGUCCAAACAGAAGACUUAAAAAUAUAACUUAGAUAUAAAAAACUCAUUUUCUUCUGGGGUUUCCUCUUGUUCUUGAAAACAGAUAUCUAAAGCAGCUCUUUGAGCUAAAUGUGUUCUGACUCUGCUGCUGUCACUGAGUUUGAGAAUAAUCUUAAGUGCACAACACACAUGGACACCCUGUGGAAAUUACUUAUGUCAGAGCAGCAACUAGACCAGCAAUAGCAUAUGCAAGUCAUAUAUUUACACAGCAAUGCCACUAAAUAGUGUUCACACUCACUUUAAAAGUUCAGUAUUAAAUUGUUGAUGCUUUUUCCCCCUCCUAUUUCUUUUUUUCUAAUUUUUGCUGAAGGAAAUGUAACUAUUUAUUUUGGCAGAAAUUUACCUUCUAAUAAAAACUUUCUUGAUAUAUUUACCUGGCUGUGGUAGGUUGCUUGCUGUGCCACUUAAAGAUUUAUUAAAUAUGUUUUGAAUGCA
Molecule: messenger RNA, 6589 nt
Organism: Apus apus (common swift)
Lineage: Eukaryota; Metazoa; Chordata; Aves; Apodiformes; Apodidae
Gene: PNPLA2
Product: patatin like phospholipase domain containing 2
Exons: 9
Coding region: 189-1634 (481 amino acids)
Biological process (GO): lipid homeostasis; positive regulation of triglyceride catabolic process; triglyceride catabolic process
Cellular component (GO): lipid droplet; membrane; cytoplasm
Molecular function (GO): triacylglycerol lipase activity
Source: RefSeq, a predicted model, not a curated record